Phacochoerus africanus (Common warthog) is the source of this 1396-nucleotide messenger RNA. It is a transcript of the gene IER5L, whose product is annotated as immediate early response 5 like. Bases 5 to 1219 code for a protein of 404 amino acids. Lineage: Eukaryota; Metazoa; Chordata; Mammalia; Artiodactyla; Suidae. The transcript has a single exon. The record is from RefSeq and is a predicted model, not a curated record.
GAGCAUGGAGUGCGCCCUGGACGCCCAGAGCCUGAUCAGCAUCUCCCUGCGCAAGAUCCACAGCUCCCGGACCCAGCGCGGCGGCAUCAAGCUGCACAAGAACCUCCUGGUGUCCUACGUGCUCCGCAACGCGCGCCAGCUCUACCUGAGCGAGCGCUACGCCGAGCUCUACCGGCGCCAGCAGCAGCAACAGCAGCAACAGCAGCAGCCGCCCCACCACCAGCACCAGCACCUCGCGUACGCGGCGCCGGGCAUGCCGGCCAGCGCGGCCGACUUCGGCCCGCUCCAACUUGGCGGCGGCGGGGACGCGGAGGCGCGCGAACCGGCCGCACGGCAUCAGCUGCACCAGCUCCACCAGCUCCACCAGCUGCACCUCCAGCAGCAGCUGCACCAGCACCAGCACCCGGCGCCCAGGGGCUGCGCGGCGGCGGCCGGGGCGCCCGCGGGCGGCGCGGGGGCGCUCUCGGAGCUGCCCGGGUGCGCCGCGCUCCAGCCGCCGCACGGCGCGCCCCACCGCGGGCAGCCCUUGGAGCCGCUGCAGCCGGGUCCUGCGCCGCUGCCGCCGCCCGCGCCCGCCGCGCUCUGCCCGCGGGACCCUCGCGCCUCGGCAGCCUGCUCCGCGCCCUCCGCGCCCCCAGGGGCCGCCCCUCAGGCCGCUGCCGCCGCCUCCCCGCCCGCCUCCCCGGCCCCCGCCUCCUCUCCCGGCUUCUACCGGGGCGCGUACCCGGCCCCCUCGGACUUCGGCGUGCACUGCAGCAGCCAGACCACUGUGCUGGACCUGGACACUCACGUGGUGACCACGGUGGAGAACGGUUACUUGCACCAGGACUGCUGCGCCUCCGCCCACUGCCCCUGCUGUGGCCAGGGCGCCCCGGGACCUGGCCUGGCGUCCGCUGCCGGCUGCAAGCGCAAGUAUUACCCUGGCCAGGAGGAGGAGGACGACGACGACGACGAUGCAGGCGACCUGGGGGCCGAGCCCCCCGGGGGCGCCACGUUUGCCCCCUGCAAGCGCGCCCGCUUCGAGGACUUCUGCCCGGACUCGUCCCCGGACGCGUCCAACAUCUCAAACUUGAUCUCCAUCUUUGGCUCGGGCUUCUCGGGGCUGGUGAGCCGACAGCCGGACUCCUCCGAGCAGCCGCCGCCGCUCAACGGGCAGCUGUGCGCCAAGCAGGCGCUCGCCAGCCUCGGCGCCUGGACUCGAGCCAUUGUCGCCUUCUAGGGACCCCCGAGGGCACGGGGACCCGGGGACCCGCGGGGCUGGGGCCAGACAAAGACUCGGCCAAGGGGCGAGAGGAGGGAACGAACAGGCGCCCGGCCACUCGGGGCUGAGCUGGGGGCGAGCAGAAGGAAACGGCUGAUGUUUUAUAAAUUGUAAAAUAAAAAAAAAGAAAUCUAA